Opisthocomus hoazin is the source of this 426-nucleotide messenger RNA. The record is from RefSeq and is a predicted model, not a curated record. NCBI's taxonomy places the organism in Eukaryota, Metazoa, Chordata, Aves, Opisthocomiformes, Opisthocomidae.
AUGACCUCCCCCCCGCCGCCUCCGCCGCCGCCCUCCGGGCAGCCCGCACAUCUGGCGCAGCAACCUCUGCACGUCCAGCUGCCUCCCGCCGCAGCCGGCCCCGUGCCCUGCAAGCUGAACCCCGCCGAAGCUCUGUCCCCCAAGGUCUACGGGGGCUUCCAGCUCGUCCCCGCUACCGACGGCCAGUUCGCUUUUCUCAUCCCAAAUCCGGCUUUUCCUCCCAGUUCCGGACCAGUUAUUCCCCUCUAUGCCAACACCAACGCCAACGUCCCGGUGUCCGCCGGCAGCGGCUCGGGGAACGCGCCCGCCACCUCAUCAGCAUCCCCGGUGCAGGGGUUGACAUCGUUUGGGGGUGGCGUCGUUCCGGCGUCCCAGGCGGGAAGUCCCAUCGGAGAGCGCAGUGAAUCCGUGUGGAGGCCUUGGUGA